Molecule: messenger RNA, 1366 nt
Organism: Glycine soja
Lineage: Eukaryota; Viridiplantae; Streptophyta; Magnoliopsida; Fabales; Fabaceae
Product: transmembrane protein 56-like
Exons: 9
Coding region: 357-1163 (268 amino acids)
Biological process (GO): lipid homeostasis
Cellular component (GO): endoplasmic reticulum; membrane
Source: RefSeq, a predicted model, not a curated record
CGCGGGGUGCCAACCAUAUUUUUUCUUCCUAUCUGCCAUCUUCCUCCUUAGCCUCACCCCUUCCAAUCCCAAUCCAAAUCCAAUCCAAACAUGUUAGGGUUUUCAGUGUUCCAAUGUCCCCUUCCCAUUUGUUCAAUCAACGCAACUCAUGCAGCAUGAUUCCACUACCUUCACCGUUCUCAACUCCAAAUUUCCUUCCAAACGCACUCACCAACCAGCCGAUCGCAUUUCUUCCCUUCGCCAAAGACACACCAGUUCGCCCUUCUUCGGAGACAAGUGUAAAGGCUGAAAGGCUGUAAAAUCUUCGAAGGAUUUCCCAUUCAAGGGGUGGUGUUGCAAAGUUGGCUUCUAAAGAAAUGGUGAAAUUCAAAUCUUACCAGAACCAGGCUAAUUUGUUCUUGAAGGAAUAUUUGUUAGCAGACCCUUUGAUUCCAUAUACUUCUAUAAUUGGUGGUAUUUUUGCUUGCAAGAUGGUCUAUGAUCUUACUCAGCUUUUUAGCACUGUUCACUUUAAGAGCUAUUCCAGCCUCACUAGAAUCCAACGCGUUGAGUGGAAUAACCGUUCUAUGUCAACAAUUCAUGCUAUUUUCAUAACAACUAUAUCGUUGUACUUGGUGUUUUGCUCAAAUCUAUAUUCUGACAACCAGUUGUCCGAACUUAUUACAUUUCAAAGCUCUUCAUCAUCUACCUUUGCUCUGGGGGUGUCUGUCGGUUACUUCAUUGCUGACCUUGGGAUGAUAUUUUGGUUUUUUCCUUCUCUUGGUGGAUAUGAGUAUGUGAUUCAUCAUUUGCUUUCUUUAGUAGCAGUAUCCUUUUCAAUGUUGACUGGGGAGGGUCAGCUAUACACAUACAUGGUCCUGAUCUCUGAGACAACUACUCCUGGGAUCAACUUGAGAUGGUAUCUUGAUGCAGCUGGAAUGAAGAAGUCAAAUGCUUAUCUCAUCAAUGGGGUUGUAAUAGUCAUUGCUUGGCUGGUUGCCAGAAUACUUUUGUUCGUUUACAUGUUUUACCAUGUCUACCUGCACUUUGACCAGAUUGAACAGAUGCACGUGUUUGGACAAAUGUUAGUCAUUGUUGUGCCGCUGGCGCUAUCAGUUAUGAACUUGAUUUGGUUUUCCAAAAUCAUCAAAGGGUUGAGGAAGACGUUGGCGAAGAGACAGUGAAAAUUCUGCUUAGUGAUAUUCAUUUAGAAAAAAUGAUUUACAGGUCAAUGAUGUGUAGUGAAAGAUGUAACAGAACAGAAACAAAUUGUUUGGAUCCCCUGUGGAUCCGAACUUGUACAAAGAUGUUUAUUCUGCCUUUUUUCUUCCUGGCCAUUUAUUUGUUUAAUUUUAAUAUAUUGCUCAAUGCAAAGUAUUUUGUUCCA